Molecule: messenger RNA, 1119 nt
Organism: Aspergillus saccharolyticus JOP 1030-1
Lineage: Eukaryota; Fungi; Ascomycota; Eurotiomycetes; Eurotiales; Aspergillaceae
Gene: hapB
Product: transcription activator HAP2
Exons: 1
Coding region: 1-1119 (372 amino acids)
Biological process (GO): regulation of transcription by RNA polymerase II
Cellular component (GO): CCAAT-binding factor complex
Molecular function (GO): RNA polymerase II cis-regulatory region sequence-specific DNA binding; DNA-binding transcription factor activity, RNA polymerase II-specific
Source: RefSeq, a predicted model, not a curated record
AUGGAAUACCCUCCGCAAUACCAACAACCCCACGGGCAGCAUGCCCACGCUCCGUCUCACAUCGCUGCCCCUUACCAGACAGCACCCCCGAACGCAGGACCUGCUGUAGGGUCAAUGACCUCUCCCACUAACCCCCAGGCACAUAUGCAACAAGCUCAUCCUACACAUCAGGCUUCCCCCAUCGUUCCCUCACAAUCGCACUAUCAACAGCCGCAAAAUGCUCCUGGGCCAGUACAUCAGCAGAUGAACUUUUCUCAACCGUACGGUGUCGCUGCUGCGAUGCCGCAAACGUAUGGAAUCUCCCCGACCCAGGCGGCGGCCAUGGCGACGGCCGCAGCAUCGGGCCCAUUCUACCCGAUUCACCAAGACUCCAUGCCAGGUCAAAUGGGACCUGGCCCUCGGGGAUCCCCACGCAUGGCGGGAGUUCAGGUGAAGAGCGAUCGGCAUCCUCGGUCUCCGCCCCAAAUAUCCGGUCAGAUGGCCUCCAUGGGACCUCAAGUGCAGAUGUCGCAGAAUGCGCAGCUACAGCAGCGUCGGAUGAGCCAUGUGGGAAGCCCUCAUGUCCCCAGUGCUCAGCCGGUCCUCAACCACGUUGGCCGACCUUCCGUGCCGCCGGCCAUGGUGGCCCCGCCUCCGCCGCAAAUUCAGCAGAGCCAAGCUUCUCCGGAUAUGGUGGCCGGUGGUGCGGACGAGUCUCCUUUGUAUGUGAACGCGAAGCAAUUCCAUCGCAUAUUGAAGCGCCGCGUGGCCCGACAGAAGCUGGAAGAGCAAUUGCGGUUGACCUCGAAGGGACGAAAGCCUUACUUGCAUGAGUCGCGCCACAACCAUGCCAUGCGUCGCCCCAGAGGCCCUGGUGGACGGUUCUUAACGGCGGAUGAGGUCGCUGCAAUGGAGAAGAAGCAAUCCUCCGGCAGUGUGCCCUCGGGCCAGGAGAAUGUGGACAGCAAUGCUUCGAAAGCGCUGGGAACUACGUCUCCUUCGGCGCAGAAGCGCAAGUCAAGCGACGUCAACGAUGAGAUUGUCAAUCCCAAGAAGGUCAAGACUGUCACUGCCAAAGCGAGCACAAGUGCCGAGGAGAGCGAGAACGAAUCUGCUGAGCUGUCUGAUGAAGACGGUUGA